CAGGGACCACCCGGCCCACCAGGACCACCAGGACCACCUGGAGAUCCAGGAGAGGCUGGAACCCCCGGACGCCCUGGAAAUGAUGCACCUAAUGGACAGCCCGGACCUCGUGGACCUCCUGGACCUGCUGGAGAGCCUGGACAGCCUGGACCUCAAGGAGACCCUGGAUCACCUGCACAAAGCGAGCCACUCACACCCGGUGCACCUGGCGAGCCCGGAGACCCAGGCGUUAACCAACAUAUACAGUACCCUCAAAGUAUUGUCUCUCGCCGAAAAACGUCGCGACGCGGGCGUUACGACCUCUUCGGUGUCUGUUGUCGUCACAUCCUCAUCAUCUCCGCUUUCUUCAUCAUUACUGCUCAUUUCGGUGCAAUCAAUCUACCUGAGUCCCUUAAUAAAAUCUCGUUUCUUUAGUUUACUGUUCUUGAACCAAUGUUCACUGGGUAGAGCCUCUUUCAAAACUUAAGC
This is a messenger RNA of Strongylus vulgaris, 468 nucleotides long. Lineage: Eukaryota; Metazoa; Nematoda; Chromadorea; Rhabditida; Strongylidae. The record is from the annotation of a GenBank genome assembly.